AUGUGUGGAUUACAGUUUUCUGUUUGCCUAUGACUCUUUCUACUUGUUACCUGUUUUCUUGUAUUGUUAUUCCAUAAAGAGAUAUUUGAAUGUUGUCAGCUCUGCUCUUGGAGACAAAUUAAUUGCCAUAAUUUAGGCCUUUCAUGUAUUCCUAAGAAUUUUCAUGGAAGUACAGUUUUUGUAUCUGACUGGAAUAAUUAUCUUGUGGCAUCGUAUUUGGAUAAUUCUAGUAUUGUGUAUGUAUAUCCAAACACCUUUGUUCAUUUGGGGCAUCUGUAUUUUUUAUAUCUAAAUAAUAAUUUUAUAAAACACUUAGAUCCUGGAAUUUUUAAGGGACUUUCAAAUCUUCGUGAUUUUAAUUUAUAAAGUAAUCAAGUAUCCUUUGUUCCAAGAGGAGUGUUUAAAGAUCUAGUUUCAGUUCAGUAUUUAAACCUACAAAGAAAUCACUUCACUGUCCUUAGGAGUGGUACCUUUGUUGGUAUGGCUGCUCUUCAGAUUAUUUGAUUUAUCAAGCAAUAAUAUUUUAAAGAUAAUAAGACUUACUUAGGCUUUCCACACCGCAAAAACCUUAAUUGUUUGUAUCUAGAAAGUAAUAAUUUAACAAAAGUACCAUCAAAUGCUCUUGAAGUACUUAAGAAUCUUAAAAGACUUUUUUUGUCUCAUAAAUCCAUUAAAAUAAUACAGCCAUUAGCCUUUAAAGAACUUGUCACCGUAGUGUAUCUCUUCCUGAAAAAUUCAAGAAUUAAAAAUGUUAUUAGAGAUGGAUUAAGUGGCAUUAAUAAUCUUAAACAUUUUAUCUUAAGUCAUAAUGAUUUAGUAGAUUUAAACUCUGACACAUUUAGUUUAUUAAAUAAUUUAACUCACCUUAAGUUAGUUAGAAACAGAAUAAUCAGUAUUGAUAAUCAUACAUUUGAAAAAAUGGGAGCAUCUUUGAAGAUCCUUAAUCUGUCAUUUAAUAAUCUUACAGACUUACAUCCAAGGGUCCUUAAGCCAUUGUCUGCAUUGAUUCAUCUUCAGACACAUUGUGAUCCUUGGGAAUGUAACUGCAAACUUUUGGGCCUUCGAGACUGACUAGCAUCUUCAGCUAUUACUGUAAACAUCUAUUGUCAAAAUACCCCAUUCAUGCGUGGCAGAGCGUUACGUUAUGUUAAAUGGACUGACAUUACAAAUUGCAUUACAUCUUCGACAAAUGUAUCCAGAGCUUGGGCUGUAAAAUCUCUUCAUAUUCAUCACAAGACCACUGCAUUAAUGAUGGACUGGCAUAAAGUAACCACACAUGGGAAACAUUUGGAAAAUACUGAGACUCAGAGUGUUACUUUCUGGGAAGGAAUUCGCACUUCACCUGCCAAUAGAUUUUUUCAAGAGAAUACCCCUGGUAAUCCGUUAGAGAAUACUACAGUGUUACCUGUGCAAGUGCAACUUACUUCUUCUGUUAACUUGAACUUGGAAAAAAGUGCUCUACCAAUUGAUGCUGCUUCAGUGUCAGGGAAACCAUCACUAAUUUGUACCCAAGAAGUUGAGAAGUUGAAUGAGGCUUUUGACAUUUUGCUAGCUUUUUUCAUCUUAGCUUGUAUUUUAAUCAUUUUCUUGAUCUACAAAGUUGUUCAAUUUAAACAAAAACUAAAGGCACCAGAAAACCCAGGGGAAAAUAGACUUGAAUAUUACAGCUUUUAUCAGUCAGCAAGGUAUAAUGUAACUGCCUCAAUUUGUAACACUAGCCCAAAUUCUCUAGAAAGCCCUGGUUUGGAGCAGAUUCAUCUUCAUAAACAAAUUGUUCCUGAAAGUGAGGCACAAGUCAUUCUCUUUGAACAUUCUGCUUUAUAACCCAACUUAGUAUUGAUUAUAUGAAAACAGCAGUGUCAGCCAC
This is a messenger RNA of Heterocephalus glaber (naked mole-rat), 1867 nucleotides long. It is a transcript of the gene Lrrc70, whose product is annotated as leucine rich repeat containing 70. NCBI's taxonomy places the organism in Eukaryota, Metazoa, Chordata, Mammalia, Rodentia, Bathyergidae. The record is from RefSeq and is a predicted model, not a curated record.